Abrus precatorius (Indian licorice) is the source of this 2578-nucleotide messenger RNA. Its product is annotated as monosaccharide-sensing protein 2-like. The transcript is spliced from 6 exons. Gene Ontology annotation, cellular component: membrane. The record is from RefSeq and is a predicted model, not a curated record. The coding region runs from base 68 to 2227 and encodes 719 amino acids. Gene Ontology annotation, molecular function: myo-inositol:proton symporter activity. Gene Ontology annotation, biological process: transmembrane transport. Lineage: Eukaryota; Viridiplantae; Streptophyta; Magnoliopsida; Fabales; Fabaceae.
AUAUUGAUGCAAACCGUACCCAUCUGAAACCAACAGUCCAACAUGAGAUUAAAGGGGUGUUGAGAAAAUGAUGGAGGUUGUGAUUGUUGCAAUUGCUGCUACCCUUGGGAAUUUGCUCAUGGGAUGGGAUAGUUCAACAAUUGCAGCGGGUAUGACCUACAUCAAGCAGGAAUUCAACUUGGACACUAAUCCUACACUUGAAGGGCUAAUCGUGUCUAUGUCAUUUAUAACUGGUACUGUUGUGACAAUUUUCUCUGGGACAGUUUCUGAUUUGGUUGGAAGACGUCCUAUGUUGAUAACAUCUUCGAUUAUGUAUUUCCUUAGUGGUUUGGUAAUGUUGUGGGCUCCUAAUGUCACUGUUGUUCUGGUGUCGAGGAUAUUGGAUGGGGUUGCAUGUUGUCUUGCUUAUUCUCUUACUCCUCUUUACAUAUCUGAGGUGGCACCAGCUGAUAUCAGGGGCCAAUUGAACACUUUCACACAGUUUGCAUCUUCUGGUGGAAUGUUUUUAGCUUACAUCUUGGUGUUCUCAAUGUCGUUGACCUAUUCGCCAAGUUGGAGAGUCAUGCUUGGAGUUAUUUCUAUUCCUUCUGUGGCUUAUUUUUUGCUGGCUGUGUUUUACUUGCCUGAAUCUCCUAGGUGGCUUGUUAGCAAAGGUAGAUUGCUUGAGGCUGAAAAGGUUCUGAAAAGGCUUCGUGGUGUUGACGAUGUUUCAGGGGAAUUGGCUUUGCUGGCAGAGGGUCUAAGCCCUGGGGGUGAAGCCACUUCUAUAGAAGAGUAUGUAGUAGCUCCGGCUAGUGAGCUUCUUGUUAACCAGGAAGCAGGGAAAGAUUAUAUAAAGUUGUAUGGUCCCAAUGAGGGAGUUACAAUGGUUGCUCAACCGGUGAAUGGACAAGGUAGCAUGAUAUCCCGUAGUAUGUUGUCUCAGCAAGGAAGCUUUGGAACGCUCGCUGGUGCUGGUCUUAAGGAUCCUAUUGUCAAUCUCUUUGGAAGUUUGCAUGAGAAUACUCUCCCUGAUGGUGGAGGUUCACGCAGUAUGCUAAUUCAUCAUGCCAACAGUAUCUUCAGUACAGGAGAUCCAGAGUCCAGCCCCUUUGGUACCAGUGACAACUUGCACGCUCCACUAAUGUCGUUUCAAGGUGGUGCCGGUGAGAAGGAUAGGGCUCAUGGAUCCAAGGACAUGUUAGGUAUGAGGAGCACUAGCAGCCUGAGAAGUAAUAGUAGUUUGGUCCAUGGGAAUGCUGUUGAAACACCUAAAAACACAAACAUUGGUGGAGGUUGGCAAUUGGUUUAUAAAUCAGCUGAUGGUGCUGGGAAAAGAGAAGGACUCCAAAGGGUUUAUUUGCACGCAGACCCUGCUACAAUGUCUCAAUCUCAACAUGUUUCAUUUGUUUCAACUUCUGGCUAUGACAUACCUAUAGAUGGCGGUGAAGCUUAUCAGGCUGCUGCUCUUGUUAGCCAGUCAGUUCUAGGUACUCAAGAUAUGUUGCAUAUGCCAGAAGUUGCUGCAAAAGGUCCAAAGUGGAAAGCUCUGCUGGAACCAGGAGUCAAGCGUGCAUUGAUUGUUGGAAUAGGACUUCAAAUUCUUCAGCAGGCUGCCGGCAUAAAUGGAUUUCUAUACUACGCUCCCCAGAUUCUUGAGCAGGCAGGAGUAGGGGCUCUUUUGUCAAAUUUGGGCAUUAGUUCAACAUCUUGUUCUUUUCUUGUAAAUGUCAUUACAACAUUCUGUAUGCUUCCUUGUAUAGCUAUUGCCAUAAGACUAAUGGAUAUCGCUGGCAGGAGGUCAAUCAUGCUGUACACAGUACCAGUUUUGAUAGUUUGUCUCCUGGUACUAGUAAUCCGGCAGUUUUUCCACAUCAAUUCUGUCAUCAAUGCAGCAAUCACUGCAGUUAGUGUUGUGGUCUAUGAAAGUGUCUUCUGCAUGGGCUUCGGUGUGAUUCCCAAUAUCGUAUGUGCAGAAAUCUUUCCAACAAGUGUUCGUGGAAUCUGCAUUUCCCUGACUUCCCUCACAUAUUGGGUUUGCACCUUGAUUGUCACUUUAAUAUUCCCCUACUUGCUCCAGCUUCUGGGCCUCACCGGUGUCUUUGCAUUAUUCGUUGUUGGCUGCAUCAUUUCAUGGAUAUUUGUCUACAUGAAAGUUCCUGAAACAAAAGGCAUGCCUUUAGAAGUUAUAAUUGAAUUUUUUGCUAUUGGUGGUACUGAUCCUGCCACAAUGGGAAUAAAAGGCUGAAGUCUCCGUGAAUAGUGAUAUGAUCAUCAUCAUGAGGAGAAGCAGCGUCGAUCAUCCAUAAAUUUUUAAGUUUUGUUGGUUUUGAUUCCUCAUAAAAUGAGUUGAGAAGAUUUGGUGGAAGACUGAAAAUGUUUGGCGAGUUUCGUUUUUGUGCUUUAGGAGAAAUUAUUAGAAUCUAGUAAUUUAUUUAUACAUAAUUUGAUUCAUGUUUAGAGUAUUAUAUUCUUUUAUCUUUCAUUCUGAGCACCUACCAGUUGUCACCAUAAUGGUUGUGUUUUCUAUAAUGAUGUCUCUCUUUUGUGUUUUCUACUUUGAUCCACAUUCAUUUACAAUCUUUACAGGUGAUAAGUU